Molecule: messenger RNA, 6492 nt
Organism: Effrenium voratum
Lineage: Eukaryota; Dinophyceae; Suessiales; Symbiodiniaceae
Source: the annotation of a GenBank genome assembly
AUGACGGCGCGUCUGGGCCUUGAAUUCCUGAUCGCUGCUGUGGCCGCUUUCGUUGUGACUGUCCUGGAUACGUCCGAGUUUUCAGAAGCGAUCACGUUUCCGUUUCUGAAGGAUUUCACGUUGAACCUCGGACUGGUUUUCAUUCCGUUUGCGGCUUUUGUAAUGGUGGGUGCAGGCAAUGCUGUAAACCUGACCGACGGGCUUGAUGGCCUCGCGAUCGUCCCGGUGAUGAUCGCCUGUGCAUCCUUCGGUCUGAUUGCCUACCUGUCCGGCAAUGCUGUUUUUGCGAGUUACCUUCAGAUCCAUCAUGUCUCGGGAACCGGAGAGCUUGCCGUCAUUUGCGGUGCUGUGAUCGGGGCAGGUCUCGGGUUUCUGUGGUUCAAUGCACCGCCGGCCGCCAUCUUCAUGGGUGAUACCGGGUCCCUGGCACUUGGUGGCAUGAUCGGCGCUAUCGCGGUCGCCACGAAACAUGAAAUCGUUCUCGCGAUCAUCGGUGGCCUUUUUGUUCUGGAGGCGGUGUCGGUCAUCGUGCAGGUGAUUUCGUUCAAGCUGACCGGCAAACGGGUCUUCCGGAUGGCGCCGAUCCAUCACCAUUUUGAAAUCAUGGGGUGGACGGAAAGCCAGGUAGUCCGAAUGAUACCCAUCACCACAUUUGAAGGCAGGAAAGUCGCAUUGUUCGGGCUCGGGGGCUCCGGACUGGCGACUGCCCGUGCCUUGAAAGCGGGUGGUGCGGAUGUGGUGUGUUACGACGACAAUGAUGCGCGCGUGCAGCAGGCAGCCUCCGAGGGGCUGACAACGCUGGAUCUUCGCAAUCUGGACUGGGAUGGCGUUGAGGCGCUCGUGCUUGCUCCCGGUGUCCCGCUGACGAAUCCGAUUCCCCACUGGACCGUGGAUCUUGCCCGCGAUGCCGCUGUUGAGAUUGUCGGCGAUGUCGAAUUGUUCUGCCGCGAGCGGCGCAAGCAAUGUGCAACUGCGCCGCUGAUCGCAAUUACCGGCACCAACGGCAAGUCGACGACGACCGCACUUGUGGCGCAUCUGUUGAAGGAGCUCGGGCUGGAUGUUCAGGUCGGUGGCAACAUCGGCACACCCGUGCUCGAUCUGGAACCGCUGCAGCCGGGGCGCCACUACGUCGUCGAGUGCUCCUCCUACCAGAUCGACCUGGCACCAACGCUCGACCCGAGCGUCGGGAUCCACAUGAACCUGUCACCCGAUCACCUUGACCGGCACGGCACGAUGGAAAAUUACGCAGCAAUCAAGGAACGGCUUGUUGCAGGAUCCAGGGUGGCUGUCGUCGGUGUCGAUGACGGGCUGUCGUCUGCGAUCGCCGAUCGACUUGAACUGGCGCACAAGCCCGUUUGCAGGAUCGCCGGAGAACGGGAGUUGACCAGCGGGAUCUAUGCCCGUUUUGGCAGGCUUUACGAAGCGCACAACGGCAGUCAGUCGGAAGUCGCUUUGCUGGGUGGCAUCGACAGUCUGCGCGGUGAUCACAAUGGUCAAAAUGCAGCCGCUGCCUUUGCGACGCUCAGGGCACUGGAACUGCCGGCUGACAGGAUUGCUGCGGCCAUGAAGACAUUCCCCGGCCUUCAUCACCGCAUGGAAAUCGUUGCAAAACGUGGACGGAUCCUGUUCGUCAACGAUUCGAAAGCGACAAAUGCGGAGGCCGCCGGCCGCGCGCUUUCCAGUUUCGACAGGAUUUACUGGAUCGCCGGCGGCCGCGCCAAAGCGGGUGGGAUUGCGGUGCUCGACGAGUAUUUCCCGAAGAUCGCAAAGACCUUUUUGAUCGGAGAAGCAGCGGAAGCGUUCUCAAAGACGCUGGAGGGCCGCGUCCCGUUCAAGAUCAGCGGCACGCUGCCCGAGGCGGUGAUCGAUGCCGCCGGGGAGGCUGCAGAAGAUGGCGCGGAUGAAAUUGCGAUCCUGCUUUCACCGGCCUGUGCGAGCUUCGAUCAAUAUCCGAAUUUUGAACUGCGGGGCGCUGCUUUUGUAGAUGCGGUGCGUGCCUUGCCUGAUGCUGGUAACACUCAGGCACUGUUUCUUAUUCCCGCCGUUGCAGUCAUGUUGGCAGGCUCGCUGAUGCCACCGCGCCUGGUCCGGCGCGCGGCGUUGAUCCUCUUUGUGGUUUCGCUCGUCCUGCUGGUCGCGACGCUGUUUCUCGGAUUUGAAGCCAAGGGUGCCAGGCGCUGGAUUUACAUUGCCGGAUUUUCGUUGCAGCCGUCGGAAUUCCUGAAACCCGCCUUCGUGGUACUGAUCGCGUUUUUGCUUUCAGAAAGCGGCCGCCGCCGUGAAGUUCCAGGCGUCCUGUUUGCAUUCGUGCUUUUCGCCGUCUGCGCAGCUUUGCUGAUUGCCCAGCCUGAUUUCGGACAGACAAUGCUGCUUGGUCUCGUCUGGGCAGGGCUUUUCUUCCUGAACGGCAUUUCGUGGCUGAUCAUCGUUGCGCUUGGGCUGAUCGGCAUUUUAGGUCUUUUGGCGGCCUACGCUUUCCUGCCGCACGUGACCAAUCGAGUGGACAGGUUUCUUGAUCCCAGUUCGGGCGACACCUUCCAGGAAUUCGGAGUUGUCAUCUGCCUGGUGCUUGUUUCAAUCUUUGCCUUCAUUGUGCUUCGCGGGCUCAACCAUGCAGGCCGGGACCAGGAUGCAUUCAGCCGCCUGGCGACGGCAGGUACGGUACCGCCUUUCCCGCCCGCAAGGACCGGUCUGAACCUGUUCCUGGGCACGCUCCAGGCAAGAGCUGUGAUAAAAUCCUUGAAACCCAGCGUUGUUGCCGGCUUCGGUGGUUAUCCGACUUUCCCGCCGAUGUACGCCGCACGCCUGACGGGAACACCGUCAAUCCUGCAUGAGGCCAAUGGCGUCAUGGGCCGGGCAAACAAGAUGCUGGCCAAGGGAGUUACGGCAAUUGCGACCAGCAUACCGCUGGAAAACCUGCCUUCGGACCUUGCCGCCAAGCAGGUGGAAACCGGUAACCCGGUCCGCGAUGCCGUUCUGGAAGCUGCCGGUCAGCCCUAUGCAGCGCCAGUUGAAGGUGGAGAAUUCAAUCUUCUGGUCUUCGGUGGGUCACAGGGCGCACGGUUUUUUUCCGAUCUCCUGCCGCCGGCAAUGGACCUGAUGCCGAAUGAGGUUCGAAGCCGCCUGACUGUUGUGCAGCAAUGCCGCGCCGAAGACCUGGAACGCGUCAAGUCGGCCUAUGACACGUCGGGAAUCAAGGCAGACCUUGACCCGGCAAGGCUGGCCGACGAAAUCACCCGAUUGAUGAAUGCGCCGGACACGCUGGCAAAGGCCGCGGAAAAUGCAAACAGCGUUGCCAGGCCGGAUGCCGUCAAGCGCCUCGCGGACCUUGUUGAACAGGUCCAGGGAUCCGACAUGGCCGAAAACGCCAAUGUCCAGCGCCUGAGGUCGCACGGAAUUUCUGUCGCGGUAGGGCACGCGCCUGAAAACCUCGGCGAUGCGGAAGUGUUGGUGGUUUCCUCCGCGAUCAGGAAGGACAACCCCGAACUGGUCGCCGCGCGCGAAAAACUGAUCCCUGUCGUACGCCGUGCCGAAAUGCUGGCUGAACUGAUGCGCUUCAAGCAGGCGAUUGCGGUCGGCGGCACGCACGGCAAAACGACGACGACAUCCAUGGUGGCGGCGCUGCUUGAUGCGGGAAGUCUUGACCCGACCGUGAUCAACGGUGGCAUCAUCAACGCAUAUGGCACCAACGCGCGAAUGGGGGGCGGAGACUGGAUGGUCGUCGAGGCCGAUGAAAGCGACGGAACUUUCGUCAAGCUUCCGGCCGAUAUUGCAAUUGUCACCAAUAUAGAUCCGGAGCAUCUCGACCACUAUGGGGACUUUGACGGUGUAAAGGCUGCUUUCCGGCAAUUCGUUGAAAAUGUUCCCUUUUACGGAUUCGCGGUGAUGUGUCUGGAUCAUCCGGAGGUUCAGACCAUGAUCGGAACGAUCGAGGAUCGACGGGUGGUGACAUAUGGCACCAAUCCGCAAGCUGAUGUUCGUUUCACCGACGUAUCGAUGGAUGGUGGCAAGUCCAAAUUCUCGGUUGCCAUCCGGGACCGCCGAACGGACGAGGUGGUUGAACUGAAAGAUCUUGUCCUUCCGAUGCCAGGUCUUCACAACGUUUCCAAUGCGACGGCGGCAAUUGCAGUGGCAUCGCAACUGGGGGUCGGACCGGAAGACCUGAAAAAAGGUAUUUCGGAUUUCGGUGGCGUCAAACGCCGUUUUACGCACACGGGAACUGCCAACGGCGUGCAGAUCUUCGAUGAUUACGCUCACCAUCCGGUGGAGAUCAAGGCGGUUCUUCACGCCGCUCGCGAGUCAACCACGGGCAAGGUCAUUGCGGUGAUGCAGCCUCACAGGUACACGCGUCUUCACAGCCUUUUCGAUGACUUUUCCAACUGUUUCAACGACGCGGAUUCGGUCAUCAUCGCGCCCGUCUACGAAGCCGGUGAGCAACCGAUCGAAGGUGCGAGCCACAGGGAUCUGGUCUCUGGCAUGAAGACCAGGGGACACCGGCAGGUGCAGUCGAUUGACGGGCCGGAAGAACUGCCUGCCUUGAUAAAGGAACUGGCCGAGCCGGGAGAUUUCGUCAUUUGUCUGGGGGCCGGCAACAUCACGCAAUGGGCCUAUGCACUCCCGAAACUGCCUGGUGAUGUGCCGGUGCUGCCGGUCGGGCUGGGAUCGAAUCUCCUGAUCCGCGACGGCGGCAUGGAAGGUGUCGUCAUACGACUGAGCGCGAAGGGCUUCGGGGAGAUCGAAGAUCUGGGCCGGAAUCGCCUCAGGGCGGGGGCGGCCGUUCCGGACAAGCGGCUUGCGGAGGCUGCAGCCAGGGCGGGUCUCGGCGGCUUUGCGUUUUACACAGGAAUUCCGGGUGGUCUCGGCGGCGCCCUUCGCAUGAAUGCAGGCGCGCACGGCACCGAAACCCGCGAGCGCAUGGUGGAAUUGACAGCCCUGGACCGAGAGGGGAACAGGCACGUGCUGUCCAACGCGGAUAUGGGAUAUGCCUACAGACACUCCUCGGCGCCCGGGGAUCUGAUUUUCACAUCGGCGACUUUUGAGGGAAAUCCGCACGACGAAACGGCAAUCAGGCAGGAAAUGGCCGACGUUGUCGCACACCGGGAGAAGUCUCAGCCGAUCCGGGAAAAGACGGGGGGGUCAACUUUCAAGAAUCCUCCAGGAACAUCGGCCUGGAAGGAAAUUGAUGCAGCUGGCUGCCGCGGACUGCAGGUCGGUGGCGCGCAGAUGUCCGAAAUGCACUGCAACUUCAUGAUCAACACCGGCGAGGAUUGCGCCGAUGCGCUCGAAGAAGCCGGUUACAAGGUGACGCGCAUUGACGUGAACCGGAAUGUCUCCUCGGUCCUUGAGAAGCUGAAACCGGACGUGGCGUUUAACGCGUUGCACGGUGUGAUGGCAUCCAGCCUUGCCAUGAACAAGGUGAAGGCCAAACCGGUUCUACAGGCUGCCGGGGUCCCGGUGACGGAAGACAUCGUCGUGAAUCGCCACGACAUCCAGCGCGAACAUCCCAUGAGACCGCCUUACGUGCUCAAACCGAUCAAUGAGGGGUCGAGCUUCGGUGUCCUGAUUGUCAAGCAAGAUCAAGAGUUUCCGCCCCAGGAACUUCACAGGUCGGAUUGGCCCUACCCGGAUGUCCUGAUGUGCGAGAAGUUCAUCGAUGGCCGUGAGCUGACCUGCGCCGUGAUGGACGACAGGCCGAGCUGGCCCCGCGCGGGCGUGGUGUUUCGCGUUUGCACCGGCAGCCGGUCUGGCGCUCGGCCGGACGCCUUGCCCAUCUUCCACGCUGGCGGCCACGGCCGGAUUGUCUCCGAUGCGCUGCUGUCGGCAGCUGGCUUCGGCAUCGAGGCUGUUAAACUUUCCGGUCAGCGUGAAAUCAACGAAUUCCAGAUCCUUGAGGCACUUGAGAUUCACGAAGGCACGUCGCUUGCCCUGUUUGAUGCGCCCGGUGCGCGUAAGCGGUUGAACGAGAUGGCCUGGGUCAAGAGCGCCUCGGUGAUGAAACUUUAUCCGAGCACGCUGCAGAUCAAGAUCGAAGAGCGGAUACCAUAUGCGCUUUGGCAGCGCGGCGACCUGGUUUCAAUUGUAAACGAAGCCGGCGACGUGAUCACCGACGAUGUCGACGGGCGCUACGCCAACCUGCUGCUCGUUGUCAAUCAUGGUGCACAACGCCGCGCGGCAGAGAUCAAUGCGGCUCUGGAAAAAGUACCUGAACUGCGUCCACGGGUGCGGGCCGCGUUUCUGGUCAGCAACCGGCGAUGGGAUCUACAGCUUGAAAAUGGAAUUUCUGUGCGCCUUCCGGAACAAAACAUUAAUGCAGCCCUCACGGAUCUCGUGGAGAUGGAUGAGGACAGCGGUUUGUUGUCGAGAGAUAUCGUUGCCAUCGACAUGCGACUGGCGGACAGGGUUACCGUGCGCCUGUCCGACGAGGCUGCAGAGCAGCGCAAGAUCAUGACCGGAGGCCGCAACCGGUCGGGCAAGAAGGAGCAGGACACAUGA